GCCACACCACACCAGACACCACGUCGUCACACCCAAAUCAGACGAUCGCUUAGCUCGAGUCGUCGUCGGCGUCGCACGCACGGGAGGGAAACACCAGCCAACUGUGGCAGUGCGGUCGUGGUCUAUCGAUCGGCAAGCUCCCUAGUUAGCACCAUGGCGUCUCGGCGUAGUAGCGGUGCGGUGGUGGGGGCGUUGAUGGCGGUGGCGGCUGUGAUGGUCGGGCUCGCCGGCGCGGACUUCGCGGCGGACAAGGCGGAGUGCGUGGACAAGCUGAUGGGGCUGGCGACGUGCCUGACGUACGUGCAGGUGUCGGCGACGGCGCGCGCGCCCACGCCCGACUGCUGCUCCGGGUUCCGGCAGGUGCUGGGCGUCAGCAAGAAGUGCCUGUGCGUGCUCGUCAAGGACCGCGACGAGCCCACCCUCGGGAUCAAGUUCAACGUCACCCGCGCCAUGAACCUCCCCUCCGCCUGCAACAUCCCCGCCACCUUCUCCGACUGCCCCAAGAUCCUCAACAUGUCGCCGGACUCCAAGGAAGCCGAGAUCUUCAAGCAGUACGGGAUCGAGCACGAGGGGAAGAACGCCACCGCCGCCGGCGCCACCGGUACAUCCGGCGGGAAGAGCGCCAACGCGGCGGCCGGCGCAGGGAGGCACGCGGUGGUCUUCCCCGUCGUCGUCACGGCGGUGCUCGCCUCCGUCUUUGUUCUCGCAUGAUGACGGGCUGCAGUGAGGCGGGACGGUCAGCAGGGAGGGAGGGAGAUCAGAAGUCCGGGAUACCCGGAGGUGUCCGUAUGAUUGGGCUGGGCUGCGCAAUUUUCAGCCUCGGCCUUAAGUUUGGUCAAGCAGAGGGCCCAUUUAUUGCUGUGUAGUGAGUGAGUGAAUUCUGAGACAAGGAAAAGUGUACUAUAGUGAGUGACUUGCCAGUCUUUCCGCUUCCUGUUUAUUUCCUUUCUUGUUCUCUUUUAUUUUCCCCAAUGGUGAGUUGACUGUCAGAUCAUUUGAUAUUGCAACCUUACAGGGGUAAUUCCUCCCCCAUUUCCUUUCAUUUUCUGGAGCAAGAGAGUGUGUAAUUAAUAUGGGCACUUCACAUAUUUUUACAUGAUAUGGGUAUUUUA
Molecule: messenger RNA, 1112 nt
Organism: Hordeum vulgare subsp. vulgare (domesticated barley)
Lineage: Eukaryota; Viridiplantae; Streptophyta; Magnoliopsida; Poales; Poaceae
Product: non-specific lipid transfer protein GPI-anchored 14-like
Exons: 3
Coding region: 154-711 (185 amino acids)
Biological process (GO): lipid transport
Molecular function (GO): lipid binding
Source: RefSeq, a predicted model, not a curated record